This is a messenger RNA of Danio rerio (zebrafish), 5091 nucleotides long. The record is from RefSeq and is a predicted model, not a curated record. NCBI's taxonomy places the organism in Eukaryota, Metazoa, Chordata, Actinopteri, Cypriniformes, Danionidae.
AUGGAGUAGAAUGUCCUGCAGCUCUAACCGGCAGACAGCUGAGGGAUACUUUCAGACGAGAGCUUGGGGUGGUUCUGGAAGGACUCUAUCUGUAAAUUUAAGCCAUGGGGAAGGAUUACUAUAAGAUCCUUGGCAUUCCUUCAGGCUCAAAUGAGGAUGAAAUCAAAAAGGCCUACAGGAAGAUGGCUCUAAAGUUCCAUCCGGACAAAAAUAAGGAUCCCAAUGCUGAAGAGAAGUUUAAGGAAAUAGCAGAAGCUUAUGAGGUCCUGAGUGAUCCCAAAAAGAGAGUUAUCUAUGACCAGUAUGGAGAGGAUGGUUUGAAAACAGGUGGCACGGGUUCAUCUAGUGGACAAGGGACUACAUAUCACUAUACUUUUCAUGGGGAUCCACAUGCCACAUUUGCUUCCUUCUUUGGAGGUUCCAACCCCUUUGAUAUAUUCUUUGGCUCUAGUCGGCAACGAGGAAAUACUAAUGGCUUUCCGGACCAUGGGGACCAUGACAUGGACAUUGACAUGGAUGGAGAAGAUGAUCCUUUCAGUUCGUUCAGCCACUUUGGUUUCAACGGUGUCAAUGGUUUUCAUCAUGGUGGAGGUCGAAGGCAUCGUAACGAGCCUCUUCAUGGUGGCCGCAAGAAAUUACAGGACCCUCCGGUGGUACAUGAGCUCAAAGUGUCUCUAGAGGAGAUCUUCCAUGGAUGUACAAAGCGGAUGCGAAUCACUCGCAGACGAUUGAACCCAGACAGAAAGACAAUGAGGACAGAGGACAAGAUCCUUAAUAUUGUCAUCAAGAGAGGUUGGAAGGAAGGGACCAAGAUCACUUUCCCUAAAGAGGGGGAUGAGACACCUGAGAACAUUCCUGCUGAUAUUGCAUUUGUGCUCAAGGACAAGGGGCACCCACUCUUCAGAAGAGAUGGCUCCAACAUCAUUUACACAACCAAGAUUGGUCUAAAGGAGGCGUUGUGUGGCUGCACAGUGAACAUUCCCACUAUUGACAACCGAGCCAUUACAUUGCCCUGCAAUGACAUCAUCAAACCAGGCACAAUCAAGAGACUGCGUGGAGAAGGCCUGCCUUUCCCAAAAAACCCAUCCCAACGUGGGGAUUUAAUAGUGGAGUUCCAGGUGCGCUUCCCAGACAGAAUCCCACCCCAGUCCAGAGAGAUCAUCAAACAGCACCUUCCACAGUCUUAGAGGGAGCUCAGCGGAGUCACUGGAUGCUUACAUUUCUCACACAUACACAUUUCUCCCAAAAGUACAGAUGCUGAAUUCAAAGAGGGACAAAUAUGGACAAGAGGGUCAUUUGAGAUUUUAUUAUACAUUCACUUUUAAGUUAUUUUCAAUAUCUCAAAACACAUGAAAUGCUGUUUUCUUUUUAGAAGUAUUGAAAAAUUUUGUUACCCCAAGGUCUAUGGCUUUCAACCUGGACUUGACUUUCAGAAAUUUUCCGUGGUCACUUUACAAUAAGGUUCCAUUAUUUAACGUUAAUGUAUUUACUAACAAGAACUAAGAAUAAAUGCUUUUAGAGCAUUUAUUAAUUGCAGGUCAACAUUUACUAAUUCAGAAUUAAAACUCAAAGUUGUGCUUGUUACGUUGACGUACUGUAUUUCACAGCUACUUGCCACAAAACAUUGUUCUGAGCUGUUAUUGUUUAUUCAUUCUUUAAAUGUAAAGUUGACAAAGACAAAAACAGGUUAAUUGAGCUGAUGGAGCAUUUACUAACCUCCUCAUUACUCAGUUACAAAAUGGGGCCAAACAGUCAAAAACGCAAAAGAUGACAGAAACGAAACCGGCUGAAUGGUGCACAGACUUACAUAUUAUUCAUUUACAAGAUGUGGCUAAACAGUGGCAUAAUAGACAGAAGUUCCCAGUCAAGGCUGUGUUAUUCAGUGGUUGUUAUCUUGUAAUAACAUAUCUUGAAAUGUCAUAAGUGACCAAUCAGAAUGGAGUAUUCCAAAGUCAUGUAAUAAGAGUCAAUGCACUGUGAGUUAACAAGAACCAUCAAUGCACGACUGCAUUUUUAUUACCUAACAUUAACAAAGAUGAAUAAAUACUGUAAUAAAUGCAUUGUUCGUGUUAGAAAAUAGUUUAACUAACAUUAACUAAAGGAUCCUUAUUGUAAAUGGUUUCCAACUGGUUUUAUCCUCUCUCUCAACAUAAUGAAGACAAAAGGUAACAAGAAAGCAAAAUGUUUUUUAAAUUAAAUGUUUUUUAGGUGUUUUUUAAAAGGAAGGGAAGUUGAAUUUUUUGCUGUGAUGAUGAAGAUGCGGAUGAUUUAGAUUUGUUCUGGUUUUGAAUCUGUGUUAUUUUGUAGGAGGUUAAAUUUCACUCCAUUUUGAGAAUCGAUAAGCUAUAAUGUUGAAUGUUGAUGUAUGUAAGGCGACAAGGAUUUUUAGGAUUCCUUAAAACCAGCAAAGCUAUUUGGAAACAAUAGUUGAUAUAUUUCCUCUCCCUGACCCUGUCUCAACAGUCUACUGGUGCUUUCUGGUUGUUUUUGGAGUACCGGGUGCUUGUAUUUAUAGUAAACCUUUGAUGGUGGGAUUUUUAGGUCACAAAAAAUGAGUGCCUUAAUGUGGCCCCAUCUAGCUCUUUUAUCUCAUUAGCAAUUACAUAAGACCUGGGUAUUAAUAAAACAGUAAUCUGGAUUUUCUUUGUCAUUUCAAUACCCCAAGAUAAUAUAUUGCAGUAAUCAUCUUUAAAGGGACAUUUCACUCAAAACUGAUCUAAUCAUGUUCUCGAUUAUCAUGGGCCCAAUCAUACACCCGGCGCAAGAUGUGUUUACCCCGACGUGUUGAAAUUUUCAGACCAACACAACCUUAGUUUUUUUGUUUUCUGCCACGUUGCUUAAAUAGCAAACCCAUUUGUGCCACUUCGUGGACUGUUUCGAUCUGGAAAGAGGUGUGUUAAGGCGCAUUGCUAUUUUGAGGAACUAAAAAUAGACAGCUGAAAGCAGGUGUAAAGUCCAACGCAGAACGUGUCUGUUGUGCGCCUUAAACACUUACACAUUGCUUAAGACAUGCAGGAUGUACAGAAAUACAGAAAUAUAUUUACAAAUGAAAAAGAGUUAAAGGAAUAAAUUAUAAAACUAUUAUUUUCUACAUAAAUAAAAAACACUACCUCCUCCACUACCAGUUUUCCAUUCCUGGCAACUUGCUUAUGUAUAAUGAUAUUUUUAUUAUUAGAAUUAUAUAUUAUAUUUAUAUUUGUAUCUAAUUUAAUUUGGACCAUAUGGGGUAUAGCAUGUGUUUUAGGAUAUAACUCAGUUUUUUUAGCACACUUCGUUAUUAUUGUUCAUUUCUUCGUUUGCUGGAAAUUAGAACUGAAUUUAGAAAUAGUUUUGAAACAAAUCUUUGUGCUUAAUAAACAAAAUUAUUUAUGUAGGCUAAUGGAUGUCUGUGCUUAUUACAUCAUGUCCUUAUCCUUGACAAAGAGAAAGUGAAAGCAAAGACAGAAUAAGCAAAGCCCUGUUAGACCAUAUUUGUGGGCACAGAGUGUUUUUUUCUGUCCUUAAAAUAGCAAAAGUGGAUUUGGACAUGCCCUUAUUGCUUUUGCGCCAUGUGCUUUAGACUGUGUGCCUAGAUCAUUAAAAUAGAGCCCCAUAACUUAUGAUGUUAGUUUGGAACAUGAAGAGUUAACACCAACAAAAUGGUCCUGCCGGUUUUUCCAGAUAAUUAUUUUUAUACAAGUAUCUGAUAAAGAAAAAAAAUAAAUUGACCUACACUAUCUUUGUCGUGUACACAACAUUUUACAGUUGGGUCAGAAAAAUCAUCCUUGCUAGCAGUUUCUUUUCUUUUUAACUAUCUGAAAAGAGUUUCAGAGAAUUACAAAAUAAUUUUACGAAAUAACUUGUGUUCCUUAGAAAAAGUAAAAUCUUAUGUGAUUUGGGCAACAUAACGGCAGAAGUUACUGCAUUAUAUUAAAUUAUUCUUGGAUAUUGAAGAGAAGUUUAUUUAUAAACUAAUUUUGAGAGGAUCACAUGUUUAUGAUUGCCCACAGCCGGUCCCGCAUAAGCUAACACAUGAGUCCAUACCUGCCAACACGCCUGUUUUUCCUGAAAGUCUCCCGUAUUUCAGACCCAUCUCUCAUGUUUGUCUGUCUCCUGGAAUUUGACAAAUUUUGGCAAGCAUGGCAAACACGGUUUAUAAUCAAUCAUCAGCUAAGUGUGAACUCUUAAAUGACAAAAAAUAUCCAGAUUUGUCUUUUUAAUAUACACGCCACCGGCUCAUGCUUUAAAAGAGAACAUCCUCCAACAUGGAGCAUGACCAUUUCAGAUUAUUAAACACCAUUUUUCUUUAUAUAAGCGAAAGAAAGAGAACGAGAGCAUAUGUUUCUUAAUGUUUAUUGAAGUGUUGGAAGAUUGAAGCUAAAAACUGAUUUAUUUAUUUAUUUUUUAAAUGCAGAUCUUUGUUGUUCAGUAAGCACGUCUAGUUAUUUCAAGCUUUUUUAUGAGGAAAAUUAUUUGUUUAUCAAACAGCUUUUUACUACAACAACAGUUUCACUAUACUGUAUUUUACACUUACAAUGUGUUCAACGUUGAAUAAUUUGCAAUAGUUCUUUGUAUUUUAGUUUAGAUUUCUACAAAGCGCCUCCCUUUCAAUACAAAAUACUGUCUUUCUACAGUAAUGGGAGCCUUUGAGUAACAGUAUUUUCUAUAUAAACAACACUUUUCACUUAUCCAGGGUUACAUUCAGUAUAUCUCUCAGACAUAACUAUGGUGUUUAUUUAAUCAUUACUGUAUUUGGUGAUGAACUGAAAGUAUGAAGCAACACAACCUUUUUAAUGACUGGUGUCGAAUUGUUUUAUGAUGUGCUGAUCUAUGUUAGGAUUGUUAUAGCAUUGUACUCAUGAGACUUCUGGACGGCCAGACACUUGUGUUGUGAAUUUGAAUGUCCCAUGUUUAUUACUUCUGUCCUUAUGUAUGAGACAGUAUGAAAUCCAGCUCCCUUUGCACACUGGGAGGAUAAACCGAUGCUGAAAACAAACGCUGUGUUAGUUUCCUGUGACUUAGAUUGGGUCUAGAUUGGUGUCUGUUUAACUGUUUAUAUUUUUUAAUGAAUGAUUGACAGGAAACAAGAAAUAAACCAAAAUGAGGAUUUAC